UAUCUUGACACUAUUAUGAAUGAUAGGAGUUUCUAUGAUGCAUGCCCGUUGACCGUACAACAGCAGAUUUGGUUACGCAACAAUGAUUUGUUUGUUGAAGCUUUCAGCCCUCUGAUAGAAUCCUAUCUGAAACGAAAGCAGGACCUUCUUCUGUCAGUAGAACCGUCGAAUACCAACUUUUUCACCUUCGAAACAACCAAGGCACGCCGUCAGUGGAAGGAGAUCAAAGAUUUGGUACAGUCUUGUGGAACUCAUGAAGAGCUGUUCAAAUCAAUGACAAACUAUAUAAGAGAACUUUUUGCUAGUACUGGUGAUGCGAUGCUCUGUUCUUUGAGAUACGAAUUGAUUAUGGCUGCACACGACGCUGGUAUUGAGAGCUUGGUCAAAUCAGACCCAUGCCACGAUUUUGCUUGGUGCUUAGAAGCAUGUAUGAGAGAUAAACACCUUGAAAGCCAUCAAACGGCAAGGUUGAGACACAUGCUGGAUGCGUUCUUAAAGUCUCCCAUCGAGAGUAUUGUUGAUUUGGCCAUGAUAGCUGGCGAUGUCCAUGUAACUCACUUCUUCUGUUCAUUGGCUGUAAAGAAGUUGCGUGACUCGGGUGGCGCUCAUUUACCUCGCGACAUGCCGUCUGUUGUUGUAAUGAUGAGGGUGUUAUCGUUUGGAUGCGCUGCAAAAGGCGGCGCUCAUUUACCUCGCGACAUGCCAUCUGUUGUUGUAAUGAUGAGAGUAUUGUCGUUUGGCUGCGCAGCAAAAGACUUGGUCACCAAAAAGAUACAACCUAAUGAGAUCUUCGAUUUGGUGUUUGUGAAUAGAUUCCUGCCUGAGUUCCAAGCGCUCAUGGUUGAGGACUGCACCAGAGCAGAAAUGUUGCGUAAUAAAAAAGACAUGUACUAUGUCUUUUAG
Messenger RNA from Cylicostephanus goldi, 903 nucleotides. The record is from the annotation of a GenBank genome assembly. Lineage: Eukaryota; Metazoa; Nematoda; Chromadorea; Rhabditida; Strongylidae.